This is a messenger RNA of Nymphaea colorata (pocket water lily), 858 nucleotides long. RefSeq lists its product as uncharacterized. Lineage: Eukaryota; Viridiplantae; Streptophyta; Magnoliopsida; Nymphaeales; Nymphaeaceae. The record is from RefSeq and is a predicted model, not a curated record. The transcript has 2 exons. The coding region runs from base 141 to 707 and encodes 188 amino acids.
GCGCCCUCAUAAUACUGCGAGAAUUUGAAGAGCUUGGUACCCUUUAUGGCCGACCCACCCUGACGAGAGACCCAGCUGCCAAUUGCUACCAUCCUGGUUCAAGACUCUCGGACGGAAAUCUCUCUUUCGGUCACCGGAAAAUGUCUAUUCCUCGGGCUGGUCCCGCCGACGACGAUUCCGCUAGCGACUCAGACGAAUUCCAGGCCGAUUACUACGAGCCAAUCUCCACAGAGGAAGGAGGAGAGGAUUGCUUGGUCCUUAACGAUGACGGCUACAAUCGUGGCGGAGAAGACCAUCAUGGCAUUUCUUAUCAUCAUGCAAAUGGUCAUGGCGGGAACGCCCAUGAGAACCCUAAUGGUUUCGACAACGGCGUUUCCUCGAUAGAAUCAGUAAGAGACGGAAUCUCGACGAUCGAUCUGGUUCGCGAAAACCCUGUUCGUGGGCGGGGGGAGGUAGAUCAAGACGAUCGGGAAGAAGAGGAGGAGAGAUUGAGGGCAGCUUCGGAGACGGCGAUAUUGACGGCCUUUAGAGAAGAUGAGAGCAGGAGGAGCGCCCCAUUGUCUCCUGAGAGGAGCUCGGCGGUCGUCAACGCGAUGAGGAAUAUUCGGUUUGAUGGGUUGCAACCUUCUUGGGCGGAUCAGAUCCCGGAUGACCAGUGGAUCGAUCGGCUUAGGCAGAUGCGGGGGCAAUUUGCGAAUCAGAGCUGAUAGUAAUUUUUGCUUGAUUUUGCAGUUACCAAAUCUUGUCACCCUUGUUGCUACUCAUGCUUGUUAUGCUUGUUACAGUAAUUCUGAACCCAUUUUUGUAUUUCAAGGAUUUAUUUCAAAUUAUGAGAUUUCGCAGAUGCUAUUUGGUUCA